CACAAAGCCGUAGGAAAUUAUGAUAACGAAGUGGCCACAAGAUGUGUUUUCUCUUAUCAUCCUUAGUGAUAAACGGCCUAUGUUUUAUGGACAGAUAGAUCUGACUGUCGGUAGUAUAGGGUCGGAAACUGUUGAGGUGGAUUCCGACUCUCUGGAAGGAGAUCUGGAUUUCUUUAAGGUUGAUGUUUAGCAUAGACUGCUAGUGCCCACACCUAAGUCUCCAAGAUGGACCAUUGGGACAGUGUACCGUGCCAAUGUCCUGAACAACAAGGCAACAUAAAAGAGGACUUAGGCACCAUCACACUGAUGAACAUCAACGAAUUAAAGACAACCAUAAAAAACUGUGGAAACAUCAAUGCACCGAUUGACGAAAGCUCCCACACUAUGCUGCAUAUCGCGUGCAAGACCAACAGAAUAGACUUGGUGGAGUAUUUGCUCUCCUCUCCCGAUCUCCACCUCAACUUGGCCGAUGGUGAUGGCUGGACACCCCUGAUGUGGGCAGCAAUUAAGGGCUUCACCGACUGCGUUCGUUUGCUUGUUAAUACGAAGACACAGUGCGCCAUUAACCUGAGAACGAAAGACAGGAGUGGGUUCAGCGCAUUCCGUCUGGCGUGCAGAGAAGAACACUGGGACACGGCCAAUGCUCUUCUGCCCCACCUCCUUCCCCACGAUAAAUUAGACGACGGCCGCCUCCUCCCUAAGCUGGACGCGGAGUUAGACGGGGACCUCGCUUCACAGACCCUAUCUGGCUCACUCCGGAAGCUGAAGGAACUCGGGAGCAACGCGGACGUGGCGGUCCUAAAUGGCACGCUCUUCCUAGCCAGUGAGAGACAGCCGGAUGUCGUCGUGUUCUUACUCGAGACUUACGACUUCGACGUCCUCAUACUGAACGAGGCUCUGCUGGAGGCCGCUGGGUCGUGUUGGUCGUCCAGUAGCUCCGUGGUGAGGGUUCUGCUGCGAAAAAAGGAAUUUGAAGGUGACGUCCUGGGUAGGGCGAAGUCCUUGGCCGAAACGUGUUCCCAUGAUGACGUUGUGGAUCUCCUGGAGCAUAUGGCGGCUCAUGGCGUGCUUCCGGACACCGAACAGGUUUCUCAGGAGUUCGUCCCGUGUCGAUGUCCACAGCCAGAGGAGCUGCAGUACCCGGACUACAAGCUCAGAAAAAGUGCGAAGCCAGAAGGACCUACGGAUUUCCAAUGUUUGCUAGACGCUGCCUGCUUUUCUAAGGACAUCUCCCAGGUGAAGAUGCUGUUGGACUACCGCCACAUUCACCUAAACUUCCGGGACCAGCAAGGCUACACGCCCCUUAUGGUGGCCGCCAGUGAAGGGUUCAGUGAAUGUGUCCAUGCUUUGACACUUUCGUCCACGAGGUGUGGCCUCAACAUCUGUGUGAGGUUAAACAAUGGCGAGAACGCGUUUAUUCUAGCCUACGAGCAGAAGAACUGGAAGACCAUAGACGUCCUCCUCUACAAGUGCGACCGAGAAGCCACCGCCGACAAGCAGCUGAUCAAGGUCCUCGCGCAGUCCAACAUAGACGAACUUCGAUCAAAUCUCGGCACUCAGACUUACUCCGCAAAUGCUCUGCUUGGCGGGCUCUACUCGGCUCUUUUCUUGCGGAAUUCCGAGGCCGUGAUGGAACUUCUUCGCUACCAGAGCAGCGACCUCGGCAAACUCUGCAUUGUGGCGACCGUCGCAGCCAUGGAUGGCCAGUGGGACGCGGUGAAGGCGGUGACAGAUAUACUGGAAAAAAAGAAUCUCAGUGAGCAUCAGAUUUCCCAACUGGAGAUCGUGCUCUGGGAAGCCGUCCGUGCCAAUGAGGUGGCCAUGGUGAGAGUGCUGAGCGACAUCCUACGUGUCAAUCCUCGCACAGCAGUGACCGGGAGACCCACGACGUCUGAACAAGAGGCCCACACGCGCGGCCACACCGACGUCGUGGCCACCUUCAACAAGAACGCUCCUCCAGCCAAACUCACGGCCGAGGAGGAGCAGAUCUACAGGGCAAUGGCGCUCCACAAACGACGAGUGAACGAUCUCUUCAUUGCUGUGUGGGCCGGCCAGACUGGGGACGUGAAUAAGAUUCUGUCCUCAAGGAGUGACGUAAGCAUCUCCCUCCCUGGGUUUGUGCGGGACAUCGGGGGCGCCACCUUGCCCCACGUCCUCAUCGCGGGCAUGCAAGUGUGUACGCAGGAUCCUGUCUGGGAUAAUUAUGUGGAUGUGGAAAGGUUGAUUGAGGCACAUGGACUCUACACGAACUCGGUCGAUUGCAAAGGACGGACUGCCCUACACCUCUUGGCCGAAGGAAAUUUCUGGGACAGACGUUAUCAAGAGGACACCUCGAGCCAAAAGUCACUUCCUUCAGGAUGGGAAGACUCUAGCGACGAGCGGGCCCUGAUGGCUGUGAAGGCUGGGGUGGAUCCGAGGCUCAGGGACCACCGGGGACAAUGCCCGCUGGAUAUCGCCCAGCGCAAGAAACGAGUGGAGCUUGCAGAGACGCUAAGAAAGAAAUGCGAGGAACUGGGUCCUCUGGAGACGCCGGAAGAAAGCGUUCUGUCUGAAAAGUUCGCCAACAUGCUGAUGGCUGCGAGCAUGGGCGACGUGGCACAGACGAUGUCUCUUCUUCAGGAGCGAGUGCCACUUGAGCCUCGGGAUGGGUAUUCCGGACCCCUCCACCUGGCACUCACUCGAGGGCAGCGUGACGUCAUGAUGCUCUUAUUGGCUGGAGGAGCACCGAUCACUGCCACCAGUAGUGAUGGCCUCACCAUUCUCGAGGCUGCACACCGCACUCCCGACUUGCCUGCACUCUUCCCAGCUGUCAUUAGGGAGGAGUAUGUACGAGGUAUACAUGAAGAAUGGAUCAGUAUCAAAGGUGACAGCGAGGAGGAGCAACUUCUGAAAACAGGUCUCCUUGAACUGCUGAAAGACGUGCAGAGAAUUGGACACAGGACGUCUUGGCCAAAGGAAUAUAACCUUGAGGAUAACUGGAGGAUGCUGACUGCAGCUGCGCGCCUUGGCUUGCCCUUGGCUAGUCAUUUCCUCGUCCAGGGAGGUGCUAGAACUAAUUUAAUUCCUAGCGAUAGGAAUCAUCCUCUGGCUGCUGCCUGUGAAUCUUCCGAGCAACAUAUGAUAGUCACCUUGUGCAGAGACUUACGGAUCAUGCCAUAUCACGUACCUAGAGUAAGUGAAGAUGACCUUCCUCAUGGCCUUCUCACGCACCUUCUGAAAAGGGAAGAGGAUGUUCUCUACGAACUGAUGCUCAAAGAAAGAAGACGAGAAUCAGCGGUCCAGGAAUUUCUAGACUACUUAUCAGAUCUCCAAACUCCGAAACGAGUGGGUCAUCCUUCUGCGUCUGCGAUGUGUCUAAUAGGAGAACUAGGAAUGGUUCACACACUUCAUGCCAUAAGGAAACGGGUUGAAGUGAACUUGGAAAUGGAACUCGAACCUGGUUCAAAGUCUCAGUUGAUACAUAUAGCAGCUCUAAGAGGCCAUAAACCUCUUUUGGAAUAUUUGGUUCGCUGUGACGUACAGACAGAUAUAGUUGUGAGUGGUGACAUGACGCCUGCACAUCUGGCAGCCCUCAUGGGUCACUCCGCUUGCCUCAAGUACCUCAGGCAUUUCCCAGGUGAAUCUGCCCAGUCAGCUGUAGGCAUGACACCAGAUGAUAUAUUACAAGCACAUGAUGACUACGUUAAAUCGGUGCAUCUCAACCUGGUCUCAAAUUGGGAGGAAGAUAUGAUCGUGAAUGAGAGUCGCGCGGAGGUAAGCACUCGGGUGUUACUGCGCGGCAAGUGUGUAAGGCUCGGUAUUACAUGCCCUGAAACUCUGCGUCAAUGUGCACUAGCCAAGAAGGUCGAUUUCAGUGAUUCCCAUAACUACCGCAUGAAGAACACAAUAGAAAGGGAAAUGAAAAGAUUAUGUGAAGCAAUUGCCCGAGUUGACAGUCGUUACAAAGGACAAAUAGUGAAUGUAGGAUCUGUGGCUGAGAAUGUUCGGAUGUUACUGCCUGAUGAGAUGGACUUUAAUCUUCAACUAGAUUCUUACGAUGGCUUUAAGGAAGGCAAAGUCACCAUCAAAGUUGAACAAAAACCAAAGAGCCGCAACAGACUGGACUGUACUGACGACGAAGUGAAAGUAAGUGUCGAAUGUAAAGAAGACCCUGAAUUGUUUAGAGGAAGUAAUUUCCUGAAAUAUUUUGAAGAGGCUGUCAGGAAGGCACUGCAAACAUUUAGCUUUGAAAGUCCAAACUUGUCUAUAAUUUAUCCAGGAAUAGAAAUGACGAAAGUAGGCCUUGCAAUCUUCGUCGCCUGGAGUGAGAAACAAAAUGGGCCUCUAGUGUUGAUGCCCAGUGUUGACUUGGUACCAGCUAUCUGCGUUCCAUGGCCCGAGGGUAAUCGUUUCUCUCAGUUACCUGAACAUAUACAAGAAGUAGCAAAGGACAUACCAGUAAGCAUCACUUGCUGUGGAGAUAAUGCAUGGAGGUACAGCCUGUCUGAAGUGGAAGCUCGAAUUCUUUCCAGCAUCACAGACAAGCAAAGAGUUGUUAUCCUAGCAUGUAAACUCUUGUGUUCUUUGCUCAAGGCAGAUUGGUGGUAUCCUAAAAAAUAUAGGAAUCAUUACCUGGUAUGGGAUCAUGUUUAUCUCAAGCUGAAUGUCCCUGUUUCGUACAUCGUUAAGACUUUGUUCAUUAAGGAGCUAUCCUCACAGACCAGAGAAGAAUGCUGGAAUAACGAGAAUUUCAUGGAACGAGUGAUGUCUAUAUUUCGAGGCAUGGUCCUUAUCAGUGAAGAUAAGGAAGUAAUCCGAGCUGAUAAAGUACCCUCUUUUCUCCUCCCUAAUUUUGAAUCGCAAAGGUUUGGAGACGGUGCUCCUACCAUCAUCAAGUUUCUGGAGGAUUUAGCAGCGGGCAAGAUCUGCAAUGUCGAGCAGGGGAGUUUGCCAAAGUUUACUCCAAUCUAUGCAAAAGAAGAGUUUGAAAAUUUUGAGGAAUAUAAUGUCCCUACCGUGGUGGAGCCAGUAGAACAACAAUACGUUUGUCCAGAAUACAAAAGCACAGAUGAUUUUAACAAAGUUGAAGCUUCUAGUAGUGAAGACGAGGAUUUUGAUGUGUAUGGAUGAAGACUGGCUCGCAAGAGAUGAUAUUCGUGCUUGUGGUGUGUUUUAUAUACUUCGAAAUUGUAAAUAUCUUUUAUAUAUACAUUGUACUUAAAGUUAUGGUUUAUGUUCAGUUCAUCGUGUACACUAAGGCAUUUAAUUUGCAUGUAUAAAGUUCAAGAAUUAUGUAUCAUUUGUGUUCACAUUCAUUUCUUUACAUCUGUAUUCACUCUAGCGCCCAUAAUGCUUUGCGGCAGAGAGAACCUUUGUUUACAUUCCUGCAUAACAUAAACUUUAUACUGUUAUUUCAACAAUAAUAUAAAACAUA
Molecule: messenger RNA, 5413 nt
Organism: Penaeus vannamei (Pacific white shrimp)
Lineage: Eukaryota; Metazoa; Arthropoda; Malacostraca; Decapoda; Penaeidae
Molecular function (GO): protein binding
Source: RefSeq, a predicted model, not a curated record